Molecule: messenger RNA, 1696 nt
Organism: Haliotis rufescens (red abalone)
Lineage: Eukaryota; Metazoa; Mollusca; Gastropoda; Lepetellida; Haliotidae
Product: kynurenine/alpha-aminoadipate aminotransferase, mitochondrial-like
Exons: 12
Coding region: 73-1383 (436 amino acids)
Biological process (GO): biosynthetic process
Molecular function (GO): pyridoxal phosphate binding; transaminase activity
Source: RefSeq, a predicted model, not a curated record
GUUAACGGAUCGGAGGUUUAAACUGUAUGUACGAGAACAACUUCAUAUCGGAAGCACACUCGGUGAGACGGUAUGGCAGAAUUACAGAGCUCCCGGUCGAGUGGCACACAACGUAUAAAAGACUAUGGGGCCUUCUUUAAUGGGAUUACAAAAAGAACGGUUUCAGCACCUGCUUUGAGAUAUAACGCACAACAGAGUAAAAUUCCAGAAGCUGAUCGAGUACUAAUGGGUGGCGGCUUUCCACAUAGUCUACAGUUCCCUGUGGUCAAGGCUACAUACACACUGAGCGAUGGUGCCGAGGUCCAUAUGGAUCCCGAGGAGAUGAAAUCCUGUCUACAGUAUAACGAAGCAAAAGGGUUAGCCGGGAUACGGAAGUGGCUGGAGGGGUUGUACAGGCGUGUCCACAACCCUCCCACAAUGGAUAACAGUGACCUGCCCUCAUCCCUCGCCCUACUGAUGACCAACGGUGGACGAUGGGGGGCUGUCCAGGUUCUGAAAAUGGUUCUGGAAGAUGGCGAUUGUUUUCUCUCUGAAGAAGUUACAUACCAAAGCCUCAUUCCCAGUUUCUUACCUCGGAACAUUACAGUUGCCCCAGUGAGAAGUGAUAAUGGAGGGAUGGACCCUGUUCACCUCCAUCAGGUGAUGUCUGAAUGGAAUGCGGAGAUACAAGGAAGGCGUCCCCAUCUGCUUUACAUCAUCCCUUCUUUCUGCAAUCCAACGGGCACAAUUAUGACAGAACAAAGGAAGAGGAAGAUCUUCAACGUUGCCCGAGAAUUUAACAUCCUGAUCUUGGAAGACGAUCCGUACUACUUCUUACAGAGCCCUCUGGUCCCAAGCUUCCUGUCGAUGGAUACGGAUGGGCGAGUAAUUCGAACUGACUCAUUUUCGAAGACGCUAUCUCCAGGGUGUCGUUUGGGAUUCCUGUUUGGGCCAAAGCAGAUUGUGGACAAAAUGGCAGCUAUCCUCCAUCUAGAAUCGGGGGGACCAAGUGCGGUAUCACAGGUGAUGAUCUACAAGGUUGUGCAGGCUUGGGGGUACGAGAAGUACCUCAACCACGUGGCGAAGGUGGCGUCAUUCUACAAGCAGAGAAGUGGCAUACUUCUAUCCUAUAUGGACAAACAUCUGCAAGGUCUAUGCGAGUGGACCCCCGCGGGCGGUGGGAUGUUUCAGUGGGUGACGUUACUGGGCGUGGACAAGUCCGAGCCAGUUGUGGACAGAUUGAUGGAGCGGGGUGUGUUCGUCAUGGAUGGCUUCAUCUUCUCCGUGGACCUAGCAUCACGACCCAACAUCAGGCUCUGCUUCGCUCGAGUGUCGGACGAAGAAAUGGAGAAGGCUGUUUCAACAUUAGCUGAGGUUCUGAAGAAAAUGACGGGUAUCCAGUGAAGCCAAAGCUGCAUCUUCUACAUCAAGCCAAGACCAAGAUAUGAAACUCGCUCUUUUCGUGAAAAACUGGUGAUUAUUGGGGAGAUAUUGAAAUUUAUAUUUGGCUGUGUUUUUUAACUCCAAAUUUUCCAUUAACAAUAAUGAUCAAGACAUGUACAGAUGAUUUCUAUUUUUUAAAAAGGAAGUCAUGCCCUCACAAACUCACUCUUAAUUCGUCGACGUCUUAAGACAAACUAGUAGUCCGGCCGGUUUAAUGACAAAUAUGUUGAAUGAAACGAAUCUGUAUUCCACAAUAAAAUAACCUUUAAAUAGA